Messenger RNA from Rhododendron vialii, 1107 nucleotides. Its product is annotated as transmembrane ascorbate ferrireductase 1. The coding region runs from base 176 to 874 and encodes 232 amino acids. The record is from RefSeq and is a predicted model, not a curated record. The transcript has 4 exons. Lineage: Eukaryota; Viridiplantae; Streptophyta; Magnoliopsida; Ericales; Ericaceae. Gene Ontology annotation, molecular function: oxidoreductase activity.
UCACAGGUGCAGACGGAACCAAGGCGACUUGUAUUGAAAAAUAAAAGCGUCCAAUUUAUAGGUACGGAUCGAGUCGUCGCCUUCCUCGUGCAGCACCAUAUUCCUCUGCAUCCCCCAACCCCCGCCCGACCGAACAGCUUAGAUAAGAGCAGACCAGAGCAGAGCAGAGAGAGAGAUGGCGAUAGCUAUUCCGGUGAAGGCGUUGCCGCUGUCGUUCGUGGUGCACGCGCUGGCGAUAGCGGGCGCGGUUCUGGUGUUGGUUUGGAACAUCUACUUCAGAGGCGGCUUGGCCUGGGAAUCCACCGACAAAAGCCUCAUCUUCAAUCUUCAUCCUGUUCUGAUGUUGAUUGGUUUGAUUAUCAUUGGAGGUGAAGCCAUUAUUAGUUACAAAGCUCUUCCUUUCAAAAAAGAAGAGAAAAAAAUAAUUCACCUAGUUCUGCAUGCUAUAGCACUGAUACUCGGUAUAAUCGGUGUUUAUGCGGCAUUUAAGUAUCACAAUGAGAGCAGUAUUGCCAAUCUGUACAGUUUACACUCCUGGCUUGGAAUUGGAGUUAUUUCCCUCUAUGGCAUUCAGUGGCUUUAUGGAUUUGUUGCUUUCUUCUACCCUGGGGGAACGGCUGCAAUUAGAAGAGAAUCACUUCCAUGGCAUGUGCUGUUUGGAAUAUUCGUCUACAUCUUGGCUGUUGCCACUGCCACGUUGGGGUUCCUCGAGAAGCUGACAUUCCUUGAGAACUCUGGCCUCGCUAAAUAUGGCUCUGAGGCUUUUCUAGUCAACUUCACUGCCAUUAUCACUGUAUUGUAUGGAACUUUUGUGCUAUUGACAGCUCUCUCUCAAGGUCCAGUCGAAGAUGACUAUAGCUACUCUGCAAUAUGAAAGUGAUGUUCUUAUCCACGGCUACAAGUUGUAAGGUACCAUAGGUUACGCGUUUGUAAUAUCCAUGUGGAAUAGAAUUGUGAUAUUUAUGGAUGUUACGUACGGGUUGUAGUAAUUUUACCUGUUAUUAUUUGAACCCUUCGCUUGGGGCUUCCUCUUGUCCACUCCUUAGUGAUGUACCAUUGCAGCCCUACUGAAAUAAGGUGAAUGAAUGUGGUUUAGUUGAUGCUUUA